GUAAUAACUGGCACUACCUAGUGAGUGGCUGCCUGCUGCAGCCCGCCUGCAGCUACUGGUAUCCCGGAUCCGAAUGCACUGGGCUUUGCACUGAGCAAGGACCUAGGUGUCACAGAGUACCUAGAGUCACAGGAUUUGGAGGCAGAGUCAGAAGUCAGCUAGGUAGUGAGGGCUGCGCUGCAAUGGAGGACGCAGCUGACCUGCCAAGCAAUUGAUUCCAAGAAGGAAGCAAAGAUCGGGUAGCAUGGACAACGCUGGCAGCAUGGCUGGCAGGCGACAGUCUCUUCCUGCUGGAGGCAAGCCAGCGGCGUUUGGCAUUACAAAGCAGGGCAGGCAGUCCUUGGACUCGGCAGCAGCUAGAAAUUUUCUGAACUCGCAAAACGUACCUGGCAGUCAGCAUUCGCCAACCUCAGGCAGGCAUCCAGCACUCCUGCCACCAGGAAUGAGCCCUCCUGCAGGGGUAAAGAAAGCAGGGUUGAGCGAAAAUGUGACGGUGACUGUCCGAUUCAGGCCUCUGAGCGUUCGUGAAGCCAGGCGGGGUGAGGAUGUUGCCUGGUAUGCUGAUGGCGAUCACUUUGUGCGCCUGGAGACCAAUCCAAACAUCUGCUAUGCAUUUGACAAGGUGUUUGGCCCUGCGUCAACCACGCGUGUGGUCUAUGAUGUGGCAGCACAGCAUGUGGUACAAGGAGCCAUGAAUGGAGUAAAUGGGACUGUAUUUGCAUAUGGAGUGACCAGCAGCGGCAAGACACACACGAUGCACGGCGACAAGAAGUCACCGGGUGUGAUUCCACUGGCCGUCAAAGACGUCUUCUCCUUGAUCCAAGAUGCUCCUGACCGAGAGUUUCUCCUGCGGGUUUCAUAUCUGGAGAUUUAUAACGAGGUCAUCAACGAUCUUUUAGACCCUGCUCGGCAGAAUCUAAAGAUCAGGGAAGAUCCGCAAGGAACAUAUGUGGAAGGUGUCAAACAUGAGGUUGUCAUCUCACCCGCCCAUGCACUGUCGUUCAUCCAGAUUGGGGAAGCAAACCGCCACGUUGGAUCAACCAACUACAACCUGGUCAGCAGUCGGAGUCAUACAAUCUUUUGUCUGACAAUCGAACAGAGUCCUCGAGGAGCGGCAGCCACAAGGGAGCAGGUUGUCCUGUCCCAGUUGAAUCUGAUCGACCUUGCUGGGUCGGAGAGUUCAAAGGCCGAGACCACAGGCCUUCGCCGCAAAGAGGGGUCCUACAUCAAUCGGAGCCUGCUCACACUGGGCACAGUCAUUGCCAAAUUGAGCGAGGGAAAGCCGCAGCACAUCCCAUACCGGGAUUCGAAACUCACCCGCCUUCUCCAGUCAUCGCUCAGCGGUCAUGGGAGGAUCUCUUUGAUCUGUACCAUCACUCCAGCCUCGGGAGCACUGGAAGAGACCCACAACACAGUCAAAUUCGCGAGGAGGGCCAAGCAUGUGGAAAUCGCUUUGGAAAAGCACAAGAUCAUGGACGAGCGGUCUCUGAUCAAGAAGUACCAGCGGGAGAUCAACGAAUUGCGGCAGGAACUGGAGAGCCUGCGGGCCAGUAUGGCUUCUGAUCAGCGCUCACUACCUGACCUCAGGGCGUCUCCUUCUGCAAGCGAGGAAGAUCUGACUGCACUUCGCCAACAGAUUGAAGAAGAGCAGAAUGCCAUGCAAGCUCGCUUGGAGGAAGAGGAAGCCAACAAAGCCGCGCUUGUGGAACGCAUCAACCGUUUGACGAGACUCAUCUUGGUGUCGACUCAAGACUUCAGGGACGAGCCUUCGCCCAAGGAGCUGAGUACCACCAGGUUCCGGAGGAACAAAUCAUUUGGGGAGGAUGAGUUGUCCUUCUUGAGUUCUCGUGCUCGAGAGCCGUUGCUCCCUGCCACCAUGUCUCGAAAGACCAGCGAGACUGCCUCCGACAGUGGGGAGCUGGACUCGCCUGCACUGUCAGUGGUGGACGAGCCUGUCAACACUGACGAGAAGAAGAAGAAGAAAAGAGGCUUCUUGGGCCUGUUCAAGUCGAAAGACAAGGACAAAGAGAGCCCCUCUCUCGGGAAGAAGGAGGGCAGCAAGCCCGUCCCAAGCACGCCGCCAGCCGCAUCUGGGGGAACAUCGCCGCUGCAUCCGCUUCAUCGGACGGCAAGCCUGGUCCCCAGCAGGACAGUUGAGAUGGUGAAGGAGAAAAGUACAGCUGGGGAUCUCUUCACUGCUACCAAGCGAGGCCUCGAGAAGGCACAUACGGGCCAGACGUAUGUUGACCAGCUGGACCUGCUGCGGGAGCAAGUCCGGUUGCUCGCAGACGAGAUCAAGCUGCGGGACAGUACCAUCAGGCGACUCUCGGAACAAGCGGAGGGACACCCCGCUCAAGAAGCUCAGAUUACCGAGAAGCUGGAGAAGUUGCGCGCCGAGGUGAAGGAAAAGCGGAGGAACGUGGCCGUUUUGGAAAGCCGCAUCCAGCAGCAGAUGGAGGCGGACGUAGAGAAGACGCCCGCACAACUGGUGGAUUCUGUCAACCGGCUCAAGGCAGCGCUGGGUGAAAAGGAGUUUGCGGUCGAGAUGAUGACCGCGGACAAUCGGAUCCUGCAAGAGCAGCUCAAAGCCAAGGCACAGAAGGCGAAGAAGGUGGAGGAGGAGCUCGUCCAGGUGAAGGCAGCGCUUGCCGCUCGCGCCGGGGAGGCUAGCCCCGCCAGCCCCUCGGCCCCUGCCCAGGAGGUCGCUGCAGUGGCAACAGGAACGGACGCGUCGACCGUAAGCAGGGCGUUGGACUUCGAUGGGGUUGUGAGCAGGGAGACGCAGGCAGGAGCGGCACACAGCGAGCAGGAGGACGAGUGGAGGCUGCAAGUCCUGUCCAAGGUUGCAGAGAUCGAGGCUCUCAAGUCGCAGCUGGAGUCGCUCGUAUCAGAGAAGGAGGCGCUACGCCUGGAGAACGAGCAGCUGCGGGCCAGCCAGGAGAAUGCGGAAGCUCGAGGCGCGCUUGCAGCAGCGUUAGCCCAACAUGGGACCGCAGCACGCCGAGAAAACGGCGACAGCGCCCCUAGCGAGUGGGCAGCGAGUAGGGCCACACCACCUGCAGAAGUCCGAGGGCAGGCUGACGGUGAGGACGGGUCCGACCAGGGUCCAGAGGGCCCCAAGGCAGCGAAUGGCAGCCAGGACGUGGAGAGCGAGGGGGCAGGCGGAGGCAGGGCCAUGGCAGGCAAGGCCAGCAUGGCAGAGGAGAGCCCCGGGGCGCGCUCAGGCGGGGCCCGGGCGAGCGCCCCAGAUGACCUGCAAAGGCUCUCCGAGGACAACCGAGCCCUGCGAGCUAAACUGGAUGAGCUGCGCAGCAAGAGUGGAGCCUUGCUGCGCUCCCCAGGCACCCCUCCAGCUCCGAGCCGGGACGCGAGCCGGCCCUCCACCCCCGCCACGCCAGGCCCACAGCAGACCGAACCGGCUAGCAGCCCAGCAGCGAGUGCCACGCCGGGCCCGGAAUCAGCAGGGGACCUGAUCGAAGAUGCCCGCCUGAACAAGGCAAUGAGGUCGGGAGGCAGCAGCCCGCUCCUGCCGCGCCUUAACGGGGAGGGAGCAGGCUCUCCGGCGGCCAAGCCCGAGGCUGUGAGCGAUGCACGGGGCUCGACAGUUGAGACAUGGAACGGGGAGCGACGCCUCUACACAGGCCGGAUCAUGGGAGCGGAGCAGGAGAAGGCGCUGAUGAAGAUGCAGAAAAUGCUGGAGGAGGCGCGCAACCGCGAGGCCCGCCUCGAAGCGGAGCUCGCUAAGGCUCGCCGAGUGUCCAAAUCAGGCAGCAGCAGUGAGGCGGGGGUGGCAACAAGCCCCGACGGCACUGCCGUAGCAGCUAACGAUAAUGUUUGCAGUGGCUGCCUCCGGCAACCCGCAACCACAGUCCUGCUGCCGUGCCGGCACCUCUGCUGUGAGCUGACCAGCCUGGGCGCAUAACUUCUGCAGCCCGAAAUCGAUUCUCUUGCUCUGGGUCAAUCAAUCAAUCAAUUUAUUUUAUA
Klebsormidium nitens is the source of this 3984-nucleotide messenger RNA. The record is from the annotation of a GenBank genome assembly. NCBI's taxonomy places the organism in Eukaryota, Viridiplantae, Streptophyta, Klebsormidiophyceae, Klebsormidiales, Klebsormidiaceae.